AUGCUUUCUACCAAUCGAGCAAAACCCAAUGAUCUUUUCAAUUUUCAAGGUAUACGAAAACGUAUUAUAAUUGCACCAGACUAUUCGUCAAAUGAUGAACGAUUAAAGACAAUAACUUCUGAAGAUGAAAAUAAACAGAUUGAUAAUGAAUAUAAUGAAUUAGAUUUAAUUGGUGAACAAUUUGAAGCUUAUGUUCGACCAUCCAUUGAACGAUCUCAAUGGAUUUCUAAUCGUAAACAUGAACGAAAUGAAAUAGAUCGUCUUGGAGAUAUUAUUCAUUUUUAUGAACAUAAACCAAACUUAACCGAAUUUGAAAAACGUGUUUAUAAACGAUUAACACGUCAAGAUCGAUCAGUUCAAACAGAUCAAGAACCAGAAAAAAAUUUAAACACAAAACAAAAUCGAAAUCGUGUACCAGUUAUUCGUCUUCCAACACCAUUAGCCAUGGAACGUGUUGAAAAUUUUUUAAUUGAUAAUCAUUGGCGUUUAGUUGAUUUAUUUCGUACACUUGAUCGAGAUAAAUCAUGGACUGUUGUUAAAGAAGAUUUUAUGCAUUUAGCUGAAAAAGAACAACUUAAUAUAACGGAUGCUCAAGCUGAUGAAUUGAUUACAUGCUUUUGUCGAGAAGUUGAUGUUCCAUUGAAUUAUAAAAGAUUUGCUCGUGGAAGAGCACUAUAUAAAAAAAAUAUACGAGAAAGUGCUAGUAAAACUCCUAGUUCAUUGGAUACUCAACUUGAAUCAGAUACAUCAACAACACCCUCUUCAAGUCAUUUACAACUACCACCAACUGAUAUAUCACAUCAAUAUCCAACACGAGAUUCUUCUUCCUCAUAUAGUCGAUCAACUAAAUCCUCAUUAGCAAAAAAUAAAAGAGUAUCAGUAUCCACAGUACGAACUGAAAGUAAAUUAAGUACAUAUGAAUAA
Molecule: messenger RNA, 924 nt
Organism: Rotaria sp. Silwood1
Lineage: Eukaryota; Metazoa; Rotifera; Eurotatoria; Philodinida; Philodinidae
Source: the annotation of a GenBank genome assembly